AUGCCCAAGUCAAAGCGCUCGAAAGUCGUGUCCCUGACAAAGGUCACCAAGAAGACCAGGGAACAUAAAAAUGCACUGCUAAAGGAGGUGCAAGAAAAUGCAGACAAAUGGGAGUACUGCUGGUUGUUCGAGGUGGGGAACAUGCGAAAUUCGCAUCUCAAAACUGUGCGAAAACUAUGGAAAGACUCUGCACGGAUGUUCUUUGGUCGAGGGGCAGUCAUGGCGAAGGCUAUAGGCACAACACCGGAGGAGGAGUACCGCAUGGGAUUGCAUAGAUUAGCCAAGCAAAUAAAAGGCCAAGUUGGCCUCUUUUUCACGUCCACACCACCGGACGAGGUCAUCGCAUGGUUCGACGACUUCAAGCAGCCCGAUUUCGCGCGCGCAGGCAACACGGCCUCCCGCACCGUCACGCUUCCCGCGGGGCCGGUCAUGCAGCAGCAUUCAACGCCUCCCGAGCCGUUCCCGCACAACGAAGAAGCACAGCUGCGCAAGCUCGGCCUGCGCACAAAGAUGCAACGGGGCGUGCCGACCCUCGAGACUCCGCAUACGGUGUGCGAGGAGGGAAAGACGCUCAACGCAGAGCAGGCGCAGCUGCUGAAACUCGUGGGCAUCAAGAUGGUGCGAUUUAGGGUGGGACUAAGGGCUAGGUGGGAGGCCGCGAAUGGGGAGGUCGUACAGUUGGGCGAGACGGAAAUCGCGGAGGAUGAGGUUAAGACGGGCGAGGAGGCGGAUGGGGAGCAGGAGCAGGGGGAGGAGGCGGAUGAGCUGAUGAGUGAGUAG
Molecule: messenger RNA, 780 nt
Organism: Laetiporus sulphureus 93-53
Lineage: Eukaryota; Fungi; Basidiomycota; Agaricomycetes; Polyporales; Laetiporaceae
Product: mRNA turnover protein 4-like protein
Exons: 5
Coding region: 1-780 (259 amino acids)
Biological process (GO): ribosomal large subunit biogenesis; rRNA processing; ribosomal large subunit assembly
Cellular component (GO): preribosome, large subunit precursor; nucleolus
Molecular function (GO): RNA binding
Source: RefSeq, a predicted model, not a curated record